Messenger RNA from Dufourea novaeangliae, 1863 nucleotides. RefSeq names its product broad-complex core protein isoforms 1/2/3/4/5-like. Gene Ontology annotation, biological process: regulation of transcription by RNA polymerase II. Bases 390 to 1847 code for a protein of 485 amino acids. Gene Ontology annotation, cellular component: nucleus. The transcript has 9 exons. NCBI's taxonomy places the organism in Eukaryota, Metazoa, Arthropoda, Insecta, Hymenoptera, Halictidae. The record is from RefSeq and is a predicted model, not a curated record. Gene Ontology annotation, molecular function: protein binding; DNA binding.
UUUGCACCUGCCAUUUUUUUUCCAGAGUAAUGGGAGCCUCAUCUGAAACCACUGGCACGAGGGUGCAUUAAAACAGGCUACCCUAACCUGCGAAGCCACCCUCACCCUCUUCGUCUCGAUGAAUCUUCCAUAAUUGAUUAUUUUUGAAAAAUUCUUAAAUUGUCUCCUGGAAGAAGGAAAAAAGACAGGCAAAGAAAGAUAUACUCGAGAAGUCAAAGUGUGCGACGAGGAAAGACAACGGUGCUGCCAGUAAGAAGGAGAAAGAGGAAUAAGGAUAGAAAUAGAAGAAGGUGAAAGUAAAAGAGAGACGGACAGAGGGUGGGUGGUGGGGGGCUCUCAGGUUAAGAGUGAGGGAGACAGAGGAGGUCGAAGGGAGUCGAGCGAGGAGAAUGACGGAUAGUCAGCAGCAGUUUUGCUUGCGUUGGAACAACUUUCAAGCUAAUAUCACCAGCCAAUUCGAAGCCCUCAGGGAUGACGAAGACUUUGUUGAUGUCACCUUCGCCUGCGAUGGUAGGCGUCUGCAGGCGCACAAGGUUGUCCUCUCCGCGUGCAGCCCUUACUUCAAGGAGUUGUUCAAGACAAAUCCAUGCAAGCAUCCAAUAAUAUUUAUGAGAGAUGUGGAGUUUGAACACCUACAGUCACUUUUGGAGUUUAUGUAUGCUGGGGAAGUUAACAUAUCUCAAGCUGAAUUGCCUACAUUUCUACGAACUGCUGAGUCUCUGCAAAUCCGUGGCCUCACCGACUCUCAAAAUAUUCAGCACAACAACGAAAAGCAUUUGAAAACAAAUAACAUACAUGCAUCAAAUGGACGUGGGCUAAUCUCACCAAGUUUGGAGGAGGACCAUAGCAAAACUCCACCAGCCUCAAGUCCUCCACCAUUGAAAAGGCUGUGCAAACGAAGUGAUUCGCCUCAGAUAUCUAGUCCAGUACCAGCUGCAGUGGCCUGUGCACCUGGAACGCCACGCACACGGCCACUAAUUGAGCCACAGGUUCAACUCGACUGUUACAAAGAUCUCGAUAUUGUUGAGCCAAAAAUAGAAUUACCAGAGUAUGGAAGCGACGAUGAUUGUUCUCCAAAGCAGGAGGUCAACACACUGCCAAGUGGUUUCCUCAGCCUUGAUGGUGGCAUGGAGGUUUUGCCAUCUUAUCCACCUUCUUAUCAAGGGAGUGGAACAGGUGGGGGAGGAGGAGGUGGUGGCGGCGGGAGUGGUGGACCAUUAGAAGGAGGACUACCAGGACCAUCUCAUGCCAGCAGUACGGAGUUAAAUCAAGAGCAACAAGGUCGGAGGGUACGUCGCGGCAGGCCGCGACUGGGCACGAGAGGUGGAAAGCAUGGAUCCCCAUCUGUGCAGGGUAACUCACCCUCUAGGAGUGAAUGGCUACCCUUGGAUAUGAGGACUACACCUCCCGCUGCGAUGUCUGCUUUUCGUGGUUUCGAGGAAGCCUCCUCUGAUGGCGUGGUGCACUUGGGAGAGGGGAUUGCAGUUUGCGAGGAGCAACUGAGGGCUGUGAAAUGGAGCGAUUACAGAAAAUUGACUCGAGGUCUAGCGGCAAUUUUGUUCAGUCCCACCGAGUUAGCCACCUGCUCGGUUACAGGGCAACGAUGGAGCCGCGCUGGAACUGCCACCGAGAGACCGGUGAAACCUGCGCUAGAUAAGGCCAAAGUGCAGGCCAUCAUAUCCUACGUGACAUCGAGGUUUCCAACAGUGGACGUGAGCAGCGUGAAGCAAGUGUUGGCUUACAAGUGCAAGGAGAAUUCGACGGCCCUCAAGAUGAAAUCUAUUAGAUACAUUUGUGAGAGGCAGGAAACAGAGAGAUCACCGAGAGCAAAUCAGGAGGAUAAGUGAGAGGUGAUGGGGGUGC